This is a messenger RNA of Suillus paluster, 838 nucleotides long. RefSeq lists its product as uncharacterized. The record is from RefSeq and is a predicted model, not a curated record. NCBI's taxonomy places the organism in Eukaryota, Fungi, Basidiomycota, Agaricomycetes, Boletales, Suillaceae. The coding region runs from base 1 to 831 and encodes 276 amino acids. The transcript is spliced from 4 exons.
AUGUCAGCAGGAGGACUGACAGUGCUUUACCCAGAGUGGACGUUCAAGGGAACUGCGGUGAGGAAUCACUCUGCCCUUCGCACUGCGCCUGGGCAAAAUGUAGGCUGCAUCGAGCAGGCGGGUUGGGCUGUCAAAAAGAAUACAGGCUUCCUCAGAACCCCUUGUGGUUCUCUUUGCCCUAUGAUGUGGUGCUCCAUUGCCGACCGUGAUCAGCGCGCUCUUGUUCUCCAGUGGGAUGUCAGAUGUGCCGAAACCCAUCUUGCCCAUUUAACAGCAACUCUAAUGAGCAUGCGGUGCACCUCCCUGCUACUGCCCGUGCCAGACAACUUACGAAGCAUACAACUGCAGGAAGAACGAAUCACAGGUCAUAUGCCUCCAUACAAAUCCAAAUGCAUAGGCAUCCUGUACGGCACAAGGGCAAUCUGGCCGCACCUCGUGGUCAUACCCGUGCAUGAUGGGGUGGAAAGUCUCACCCAGAUCUCCCAUCUCGAAGUAAGUCAUUGGGUUGAUUACUUCAGCGGUGAGAACAUCACAUCGGCGACAUCAAGGGGGCGAAAGACAUAUCAUGUAAUGGCUGACGACAUGACACAUGCACCUGCGCGCAGAUAUACCUUCUUUAGGGAGCAUGUAAUGGGAUUCGCUCCGCCUAAUGCAUUAAUUCGCGAGGUUGCUGGCAUUGACGACCACGCGGAGGAUGUCAUGGGCAAUGUGUUAGUGAUCAAGCAUGAAUGGAAGAACAAAGACAAAGUGGUGGAUUGCACCACUAAUGACAUUGAGGACGUCAAUAAUGUUAUUAAAAGAGCCAUUGGGGAAACCAAGUUCUGGACUUGAGAAGAAG